Messenger RNA from Trichoderma harzianum CBS 226.95, 727 nucleotides. RefSeq lists its product as hypothetical. The record is from RefSeq and is a predicted model, not a curated record. NCBI's taxonomy places the organism in Eukaryota, Fungi, Ascomycota, Sordariomycetes, Hypocreales, Hypocreaceae. Bases 231 to 527 code for a protein of 98 amino acids. The transcript has a single exon.
CGCCUCCAGCAUCCUCGAUCCUACAAUCUUCAUCAGCAUCAACAUCUCGUUUCGACUCCCUAAGCAGCACCACCUAAAAAAGCGUCGUCACAAAGGAGACUCUUGUUUUCAUCUCCUUCAUUUCCAGGUAGUAAGCCAUCAUCAGAAGAGAUUUUCUUUCAUUCUUACACCCUUGAUCUCUCGCUGAUGACCUCCUUUUUUCUCUAGUGUCGUUAAAGCAGAUUCCUACAAUGGGUGAUUCGGAUUAUGAUAUCGAUGAUUUGUUUGACGAUCUUCUACAGCUCCCCCCAGAGCUUCUGCUGGUGGUAAUAGAUAUGGUAAAUCAUCUCCAGGACUGGCUACGUGGAUUGGUGCACGACGACAUGCCUAUGAACGCGCCCGACUUGAUUUUAGAUCCAUACGAAUUGCUAGAUUACCUCCCCAGAUACACUCCGAAUUCAUGGGGCUUUCCACAAAACCAUAGAGCUCACGUCACUGGUCGAUACCAAUACAUCCAGCAACCGCCAGCUCGACGAAGCAUAGCCUAAUGAAAGCCGUAUCAUACCUUUUCGGUGUCUCUUCAGCUGGAAACGCCACACUAGCCACCUGAAGCAGCAUCUCACGUUGCCUUCUCUCCUGGAAUUUACCCCCUGAAGACCAAAGUCACUCUACCUUGCGUCAGAGACGGUUGGACAGAGCAAAGCACCGGGUUCUAACUUCAUUCAGCCAUAAAUGUCGCCUCCGAGAG